Acaulospora morrowiae is the source of this 2948-nucleotide messenger RNA. The record is from the annotation of a GenBank genome assembly. NCBI's taxonomy places the organism in Eukaryota, Fungi, Glomeromycota, Glomeromycetes, Diversisporales, Acaulosporaceae.
GUCUCUCGACCAAAUUCAAGAACUUCAAUCAAAACUUACGGAUGUCAACCAGCAGGUCUCUGAUCUUGGAUCGAAGCUAUCCAUCUUACAAGAUAAUCACAACAAAAAGCUAUCAAACCUCGCAGAUUCGGAGUCAAAGUAUCGUGCAAGUCUUCUGUUGAUUCAAGACCUUCAAGAUCAGCUUGAAGAAUCUCAACGAAGGCAUUCAGGAAUAAUCGAGGAACUACAUUCCAUAUCUUCAACACCAAUGACGCCGAUGUCAUCAUAUCCUGAAUCACGAAACGAGGAUUUGCUCCCACCGAAACCCAUCGUACCUUUCGUAACAUCCAGACCUCCAUUACAUCGUAAAGCCAAAUCAAUGUCGUCAGUCGAAACCGGGGGAGCUGGAAUGACUGACUCGGCGCAUGCUGCCAUUAUAGAAAAACUUCAAUUUGAACUUGAAUUGUUCGAAUCUUUCCAUGAGGACAAAUCGCAAAGUUUGGAUGCUGUUAAACGGGAAUUGAAUAGACUGGAACAACACCAUCAGGAAACAUUACUGGUGGUCGACGAGCUUCGAGAAGAAAUCAAGAGGCGUGACGCAUUGGCCUUACUACAUGUCAACAUGGUGAUAAACUCUUCCGAGAAGGAAACUAACUCAACAAAAAAUGAUCGCAUUGACGAACUGAUAGUGGUCAAUCGUCUCAGAAAAGAAAUCGAGGAAUUAAAAGAAAGACAAAGGCAAACGAUGCAGAACAUUCUUGAACGGGAGAAAGAUAACAAACUUAGAUCCGAGGAAGCCCGGAAGUUACAAUUAAGCAUAUGGCAACUUCGAGAAGAAUUAAGUUUUGCAAUCGAGGAACAAAAAUAUGCAAACGACACAGAAAAAACGCCGUCAUCUCGAGAAUCGAUUGUCAGCAAACUAUUAUCAAGGAUUAGGGAGUCGGAAGAACAACUUGCAGUGAUGCGAGGUGACGUCCAACAUGUGGGAGACUUUUUACAUGACAGUAACGAUUCUUGUGACGCCGAAAUGAUUGAGCUCCGCAGACAAGCUGAGAAACUUCAAGCUGACAUACAAACGAAAAGUCAAGCUAUUGCCAUAUUCCUGCUUCCAGAAGAAUUGCUAGGGAGCGAAGAAACUCAUAUUCGUACGGUCAACGAUAAUAUCAUAAAUCAUAUAACUAAAAAUGGCCUGUCGGACACUACUGAUAACGAUUAUCUUGAGAAAGCGUCUUCGGAUAAACUCGGUCUUUUACCGAGGCAUUUCACGAACCAAACGCAAGACACACUUGACGUCAUCCAGUCAAAGCUUUCGACUGUGCAAGGAUCCAAGGGGGACCUGAUGUCGCUUUUACAACCUCACUUUGAAACACUUAAGGCAGAAUUCAGAAGGAAAGAUAAACUUAUAGAAAGUUUAAAACAUGAUUUGGUUGACAAAGGAAUGUUACAUCAGAAACUUCGUGAGAGUGAGGCGGAAAUUUUUGUGCUUUUACAAAGGUUGAACGCCACCAAAAAACAAGAGUCACCGGAUCAAGUUUCUCAAUUGGAGGAUAUCAGUAAAGAUACAGGAAAAUCUUUAAAAGAAUCAGAAAAGGGGUAUCAUAAUAAUUCCGAAAAGGAAGCAUUUGUCCUCGAACGACUACGAAAUUUGGAUGCCGAGGAAUCAAAAAUACAAAAAGAAUUAGAACGCAUUAUUACGCAGGAAUUGUCAGAACACGACCAAUUGAAUUGUGCUAAAAAACCAGCGCAAUUAAUCUCCAUGAAAUCUUCAAACGGAAACGAAAAAUUAAUUGUAGAACAAUUACGAACUCAACUCAACGACGUCAAAGAAGCAAAAAAAACAAUUAUACAUGAAUGGGAAAGCAUGGAAUUAACUUUCCGUGCCCAAGCAAGGCUUGUCAUCACUCUCGAGAGCGAAAUGCAAACACUGACAGACGCACUAAAUGUGGCAAAAGAAGGUCACGCAGAAGCCUUGAAAAAAUCGGAAAAUCUACAAGCACAGGUGAAAACGCUUGAAAAUCAACUAACAGAAGUUGAAAAGGAACGUGGAGAAUACGCGAGACGUGUUAACGAUUUACUACAAACAAUGGAAAGUCACGAGAUACAGAAAAAAGACUUGGUCUCGUCAUUGGAGCGCAAAGUAUCAGACCUCGACUCCCAGAUUCACGACCUUAAAGAAGCGUUGAAGAAUUCUAGCGACACUCUUAACGAAAAAGAACAACUAUCUUCCGCCAAGGAUUCACACAUUAAAGAACUGCAAUCCAGUAUUCAAAAGGUCAAGGAUGAAUUUAAAGCCAUCGAAGUAGCGAAAUCGGCUGAAAGUGAACGUGCGAGAGAAUUCCAAUCAAAUAUUGUAUUCCUCGAAUCGAAAAUCGUAGAUCUCGAGGCCAGGCUUCGUGCAAAUCCUAGUCCAGAAGAUCUGGAGACGGCGCAACAAUCAGCUGCAAAGAAUCUUGUGCUCGUCAAGGAGAUGGAGACAAAAUUGGAAGAGGCUAACCAUCAAAAUGCAGCCGAAAUAGCAACGAUACGCGAAACAAUUUCCAAGCUAACGACGGAAUUAGAGGAAAAGAGAAUAGCGGAGAAUGCCCAAAAACAAUUGGUAAAAGAAUUAGAGGGUGUCUUGAGUGAGCGAGAAGGUAAACUAAAGGAAGUAAACAAGCAACUUGGGCAGGUCAAAGAAUCGGAACAAAGACAGGUCGAGCAGAUCCAGUCUUUAGAAGUUCAGCUUCAAAUUCUUCAAAAAAGUAGAGACGAAGAAGUGAUGAAACUCGAAGAAGCUAAUGCUGAGAUAGAAAAUCUUAAAGAACAGUACAUGUGUCUACACGAUGAUACCUUAAUUCCCGUCCAAAAUUUAGAAAAUCUCGAAAAAAUUAUGUCAAACGAUCUCAAGAUUCAACUUGAACAGUGUCAGCAGACGAUCAUGGAAUUAGAGGGCAAGAUGGUCCAACUAGAAAAUGAAAAAGGAGAACAAU